AUGAAAAUUGAUAGAGUGUUGGUGAAUAGUGAAUGGUUGAAUAGUUUUGACAAAUCUGUUGUAGUCUUUCUUCUUCAUGAGGGGACUAUGGAUCAUAGUCCUUGUUGCAUGAAUAUUUUUGGUUUGAAUGAAAGGGCUGUUAAACCUUUCAAAUUUUUUAACCAUUGGACUUCUGCUCCUGGGUUUCUGAUGCUUGUUCAACAGGAGUGGGACUUUGAGGUUCGAGGUACAGCUAUGUUCAGGGUGGUUAAGAUGUUACAAGCUGUCAAAAAAGCCAUUAAAGAUAAAAAUCUGGGCUCUCUGUCCACUAUUGAAGCUGCUGAUGUUGAAGCUUAUGUGAACUUGAUGAAUGUGCAGAAAAAGAUGAAUUUAGACCCUUGCAAUGGGGACCUGAUUAGUGAAGAGAAUCAUGCUAGAAUUGUGUUUCAGAAGGCCCAUUUUGCAAAAUAUUCUUUUCUGAAACAAAAAGCAAAAUUGCACUGGCUUAAGGAGGGGGAUUUGAACACUUGUUUCUUUCAUGCCUAUAUUCAAAAGAGAAAGGUUCAGAACAGGAUCUGCAGUGUGAUUCAAGAUGGUCAGGUGAUUCAGAAGCCUAGUGAGGUGAUUAAUGCUUUUGUUGGCUACUAUCAGAAUAUGCUGGGUUCAAAUUGCAAUCCUGAGAGAUUUUUUCAUGAUGCUAUUAUUGCGGUUGGGAGGACUCUUUCUCAAGAGCAAAGAGUUGAGAUGUGUCUUCCUUUUACUGAGGCUGAUGUGAAAGAUGAUCUUUGGAGCAUUGAGGAUGAUAAAGCUCCUGGACCAGAUGGGUUCUCUAGUAAGUUUUAUAAAGCUUCAUGGGACAUUGUGAAAAAUGAUUUAUAUGAAGUUGUGUUAUCCUUUUUUUUAUCAUGGAUGUCUCCUUAA
Molecule: messenger RNA, 900 nt
Organism: Chenopodium quinoa (quinoa)
Lineage: Eukaryota; Viridiplantae; Streptophyta; Magnoliopsida; Caryophyllales; Amaranthaceae
Exons: 1
Coding region: 1-900 (299 amino acids)
Source: RefSeq, a predicted model, not a curated record